This is a messenger RNA of Acanthisitta chloris (rifleman), 875 nucleotides long. Its product is annotated as fibrillin-2-like. Lineage: Eukaryota; Metazoa; Chordata; Aves; Passeriformes; Acanthisittidae. The transcript is spliced from 4 exons. Bases 108 to 848 code for a protein of 246 amino acids. Gene Ontology annotation, molecular function: calcium ion binding. The record is from RefSeq and is a predicted model, not a curated record.
GGUGUCAAAACACCCUGGGUGGAUACAGAUGUGGAUGCCCACAAGGAUAUAUUCAGCAUUACCAGUGGAAUCAGUGUGUUGAUGAAAAUGAAUGCUCCAAUCCUAACAUGUGUGGCUCUGCUUCUUGCUACAACACACUUGGAAGUUACAAGUGUGCCUGCCCAUCUGGAUUCUCUUAUGACCAGUUCUCCAGUGCAUGCCACGAUGUAAACGAGUGUUCUUCAACCAAGAACCCCUGCAAUUAUGGUUGUUCCAACACUGAAGGUGGUUAUCUUUGUGGCUGUCCACCUGGCUAUUACAGAGUUGGACAAGGACACUGUGUCUCAGGGAUGGGAUUUACCAAAGGCCAGUACCUGCCACUGGAUGGAGAUGCUGAUCAAGAGAAUGCUUUGUCCCCUGAAGCAUGUUAUGAGUGCAAAAUCAAUGGCUAUUCCAAAAAAGACAACAGGAGGAAGAGAAGUGCUAAUGACACUAUCGAGCUGAUUGGUUUUGGGAGUCUGGACAUGGAUAGCCCUCUGAAGAUGAGACUCAACAUUUCCAGGCUGGACAACAAGCAGCACAUCCUGGAACUGAUACCAGCCAUCGAGCCCCUUACCCACCGCGUGCGCUAUGUCAUCUCACACGGCAACGAGGAUGGCACCUUCCGAAUCCAGCAGAGGGAUGGGCUGAGUUACUUGCACACAGUGAAGAAAAAGUCAGUGCCUGGACUACACACAUUGGAAAUCACUAGCAUUCCCCUGUACAAGAAAAAGGAGCUCAGGAAACUGGAAGACAGCAAUGAGGACAACUACCUCCUAGGAGAGCUUGGGGAAGCCCUCAGAAUGAGGCUGUGGAUAGACCUCUACUAGCCGUGUUCCAACUGAGUCCAGUUCUUC